Sclerotinia borealis F-4128 is the source of this 1593-nucleotide messenger RNA. NCBI's taxonomy places the organism in Eukaryota, Fungi, Ascomycota, Leotiomycetes, Helotiales, Sclerotiniaceae. The record is from the annotation of a GenBank genome assembly.
AUGAGGUGCAAUAUACUCCUGGCCAGUGUAGUCACUGUAUCAAUUGGUUCGGCAUGUGCUUCUAUAUUGACCAAAGUCGGUACUGUGAAAGAGUCGGCGAUAUUAGUUCCUCGGAGGGAGCCUUUUCCUUACGCGCCUUACACCAUAGAUCAGCCAAUUGAUCAUUUCCCAGAUGAUCCAGUUUACGCUCCACACACAAAUGCUACAUUCAAACAAAGAUAUAUCUUCGAUACGACGUACUAUAAACCUGGAGGUCCUGUCUAUCUCUACAUUGGAGGAGAAACCAAUGGCGAGAAUAGAAUCAGCAACCUUGAGACUGGAAUCAUUCAGAUAUUGAUGGAAGCUACAAAUGGUCUUGGAAUUAUCCUCGAGAACCGGUAUUAUGGCGAGAGCUGGCCAUUUAGCACCAGUACCACAGAUCAGUUGGCAUACUUGACUAAUCAACAGACCGUUGCAGAUAAUGCGUACUUCGCUCAACAUGUAGUCAUACCUGGUCUCAAUGCUAGUAUUAAUGCACCAGGCACCAAAUGGAUACUUUAUGGAGGUUCUUUGGCUGGUGGUCAGACUGCGCUAUCAGUGAAACUCUACCCGAAAGUCUUUUUUGGUGGUAUCGCUGCCAGCGCUCCUGUCAAGACUGUUGUGGGAUACCCAGAAUGGUACAAUCCGAUACAGAAAUUUGCUCCUCAGGAUUGUGUUGCAAGCAUUACCGACAUCAUAUAUAAAUUCGAUGCCCUUGUGUCUGCCAACAACACACGUGCCAUCAAGGAAUUCAAGUCCUUGUUUGGACUUGAGGCUUUGACUGACAACAGAGACUUCGCAAUGGCCAUUGCAUUUCCCAUUGGAGGACCAAUGAACUAUCCGAUGGGUACAUGGCAAGAUCUAAACUGGAGUCCGUUGUAUACUUCAAACGAUUUCUGGAACUUUUGCUCGAACGUCACGAACCCCGAUGCACCCAAGAAGAUUACCGAAAUCGAUUACGCCCUCUCAAACUAUACGAGAGGGGAGCCAUGGACAAACCUGGGAAAUUAUGCCACUUAUAUCAAGAACGUCCUGAUCCCACUAUGUGGUGGUGCCGAUAUUGAUAGCACAUCGUGUUUUGGUACCCAGAACGAGACGUACUAUGCCGACGUGACAAAUGGAGCAGGUCGUUCAUAUCUCUAUACAACAUGCCUUGAGCUUGGUGCUUACCAGGUAGCUCCCGAGACUGGUCCAUCAUUAAUUUCUCGAGUGCUUCAAGCAGACUACACCCAACAAUGGUGCACCUGGGCAUUUCCACCAGGAAAAUACAAUUCCAUUCCGCCAGUCGUCAACGUCACUCUCUGGGGUCAAUAUGGCGGGUACAAUUUCUCUGCCGAUCGCCUAGCUUUUAUUGACGGAGCCAACGACGUGUGGCUCGACCUCUGCUACCAUUCCCACUAUGCACCCAGCCCCCGCAUCUCCACGGAUCUCCAACCCGAAUUUCUCAUCACGGGCGCAGGCCAUCAUUGGGAUUCCUACGGCAUCUUGGAUAUAGCAGCUGAGCCAUUGUUCAUUCAACAGGCGCAUCUUUGGGAGAUUAGAAUUGUCAAGAAAUGGUUGAAGGCGGGUUGGUAA